Molecule: messenger RNA, 1551 nt
Organism: Diceros bicornis minor
Lineage: Eukaryota; Metazoa; Chordata; Mammalia; Perissodactyla; Rhinocerotidae
Gene: CHRNE
Product: cholinergic receptor nicotinic epsilon subunit
Exons: 12
Coding region: 1-1476 (491 amino acids)
Biological process (GO): signal transduction; monoatomic ion transmembrane transport; nervous system process
Cellular component (GO): postsynaptic membrane; synapse; neuron projection
Molecular function (GO): transmembrane signaling receptor activity; acetylcholine-gated monoatomic cation-selective channel activity
Source: RefSeq, a predicted model, not a curated record
AUGGCAGGGGCUCUGCUCGGCGCCCUGCUGGUCUUGCAGCUCCUUGGCAGAGGCGAGGGGAAGAACGAGGAGCUGCGUCUUUAUCACCAUCUCUUUGACAACUAUGACCCAGAAAGCCGGCCAGUGAAGGGGCCUGAGGAUACCGUCACCAUCACCCUCAAGGUCACCCUGACCAAUCUCAUCUCACUGAACGAGAAAGAGGAGACCCUCACCACCAGCGUUUGGAUUGGAAUCGAUUGGCAAGAUUACCGACUCAACUACAGCAAGGACGACUUUGGGGGCAUAGAAACCCUGCGAGUCCCUUCAGAACUCGUAUGGCUACCAGAGAUUGUGCUGGAAAACAAUAUUGACGGCCAGUUCGGUGUGGCCUACGACGCCAACGUGCUGGUCUACGCCGGCGGCUACGUGAGCUGGUUGCCCCCAGCCAUCUACCGCAGCUCCUGCGCCGUAGAGGUCACUUACUUCCCCUUCGACUGGCAGAACUGCUCGCUCGUUUUCCGCUCUCAGACGUACAAUGCCGAAGAGGUGGAGUUCGUCUUUGCCGUGGGCGAUGACGGCGAGACCAUCAGCAAGAUCGAAAUCGACACCGAGGCCUAUACUGAGAACGGCGAGUGGGCCAUCGACUUUUGCCCUGGGGUGAUCCGCCGCCAGGACGGUGGCGCCGCUGAUGGCCCGGGGGACACUGACGUCAUCUACACGCUCAUCAUUCGCCGGAAGCCGCUCUUCUACGUUAUUAACAUCAUCGUGCCCUGCGUGCUCAUCUCGGGCUUAGUGCUGCUCGCCUACUUCCUGCCGGCGCAGGCCGGCGGCCAGAAAUGCACGGUCUCCAUCAACGUCCUGCUUGCCCAGACCGUCUUCCUGUUCCUAAUUGCCCAGAAAACCCCAGAGACGUCUCUGAGCGUGCCGCUGCUGGGCAGGUUCCUCAUCUUCGUCAUGGUUGUUGCCACGCUCAUUGUCGUGAAUUGCGUCAUCGUGCUCAAUGUGUCUUUGCGGACCCCCACCACUCACACCAUGUCCCCGCGGCUGCGCCACGUCUUGUUGGAGCUGCUGCCGCGCCUCCUGGGAUCCGGCGCACUCCCCGAGGACCCCCGGGCCGCCUCGCCCCCAAGGCGGGCGUCGUCCGUGGGCAUCCUGCUCCGCGCGGAGGAGCUGAUACUAAAAAAGCCGCGGAGCGAGCUCGUGUUUGAGGGGCAGCGGUACAGGCACGGGACCUGGAGCGCUGCCCUCUGCCAGAACCUGAGCGCCGCUGCCCCCGAGAUCCGCUGCUGUGUGGAUGCCGUGAACUUUGUGGCCGAGAGCACGAGAGACCAGGAGGCCACCGGCGAGGAGGUGUCCGACUGGGUGUGCAUGGGGAAGGCCCUUGACAACAUCUGCUUCUGGGCCGCUCUGGUGCUCUUCAGCGUGGGCUCCAGCCUCAUCUUCCUCGGGGGUUACUUCAACCAAGUGCCGGAACUGCCCUACCCGCCGUGUAUGUAGACUGGAGCCCCUAGCCACACUGACUUCAACCUUCCCACCCAUCUCCAGGAGGAAAUCGAUUUUGAAAAAAAGUUG